Molecule: messenger RNA, 797 nt
Organism: Microtus oregoni (creeping vole)
Lineage: Eukaryota; Metazoa; Chordata; Mammalia; Rodentia; Cricetidae
Product: BTB/POZ domain-containing protein KCTD5-like
Exons: 1
Coding region: 1-699 (232 amino acids)
Biological process (GO): protein homooligomerization; proteasome-mediated ubiquitin-dependent protein catabolic process
Cellular component (GO): cytoplasm; Cul3-RING ubiquitin ligase complex
Molecular function (GO): cullin family protein binding
Source: RefSeq, a predicted model, not a curated record
AUGGCGGAGAAUCACUGCGAGCUGCUGCCACCGGCUCAGAGCGGCCUCGGGGCGGGGCUGGGGGGUGGCCUGUGCCGCCACUGCAGCGCUGGGCUCGGUGCCCUGGGCCCCAGUGGCGUAUCCAAGUGGGUCCGGCUUAAUGUCGGCGGCACCUACUUCCUCACCACCCGGCAGACACUGUGCCGAGAUCCGAAGUCUUUCCUGUACCGCUUGUGCCAGGCGGACCCCGACCUAGACUCUGACAAGGAUGAAACGGGUGCCUAUUUAAUUGACAGAGAUCCCACCUACUUCGGACCUGUGCUGAACUACUUGAGACACGGAAAGCUGGUUAUUAACAAAGACCUUGCAGAGGAAGGCGUGUUGGAGGAAGCAGAGUUUUACAAUAUCACCUCACUAAUAAAACUUGUAAAGGAUAAAAUCAGAGAACGAGACAGCAAAACAUCACAGAUGUCAGUGAAGCAUGUGUACCGUGUGCUGCAGUGCCAGGAGGAGGAGCUCACACAGAUGGUGUCAACCAUGUCAGACGGCUGGAAGUUUGAGCAGCUGGUCAGCAUUGGCUCCUCCUACAACUAUGGAAAUGAAGACCAGGCUGAGUUCCUCUGUGUGGUCUCCAAGGAGCUGCACAACACCCCGUAUGGAACAACCAGUGAGCCGAGCGAGAAAGCCAAGAUUUUGCAAGAACAGGGCUCAAGGAUGUGAGCAGUACUGACAGCUGAAGAAAUGAUUUUCUUUCCCCAAGACAAAGUGAACCGCCAUGUGCAGAAAGCAUGGCUGUGAGAAGAAACCUGCUUUUGAUC